AUGACAUUUGCCGCGGUCCACUUGCAUUCCAAUGGUCUGCUAUCGGGAGAGCCAGAAAAGCUCAUCGACAAGCUUCAGCAGAGCAGCAUUCAAAGCCUUCGGCCGAAACUUCAUGAUCGCGAUCCGGUUGCGCAAGCCUUGUCAUUGACGACAACCAGAACACUGUGUCAGGCGAUGAUUUACCGUGGCACUUCUUCCUGGCGCGUGCAUCUUGAUAAUGCGAGAUUCAUCCUGCAACAUGCGCACUUUAGGAACGGCGCCAAUCAGAAUUGUUCAUGCUCAGCGAUUCAUGGCUUUCUUUCCAGUUGGUAUGACAAUACUGAGGCACUGGCAGCUCUUACGCCACUUGGGUUACGCCAUGGCCAGCUGGAGGUGAAAUGCCCCAGGAGUAUUGACGUCCAAUUUGACGUCUUUGGAGGCACUGCAUCCGAUCUCCCCGGUCUUCUGAGGGAGGUGGGCGCCAUGGUGAAGGAGAAAAGGAGCCGGCGCAGAUCCCAAUCCAUUGCCACUGGCAAUGCACAUUCAAUCUUGUCAGAUAGCGACAUCGACCUGGAGGCUGAGGCUUUAGUUCGAGAAGUUCGCCGCCGACUGGAACGCGACAUAGUAUCAAAUCUUGUAUGCGAUCGACACCUCCCCGCCGCACUCUCGGGCGACGAUGUUCAGGACUACGUGUUAAGUAACGCCGGGUACCUCUAUACAGCGCUGCUAUACAUAUAUUGUGGUAUUCAAGCACUCCCGAUCUCGUCUCCAGAGGUCCAAGAUGUAGUCAAUGGCUUGGUCUGGUGCAGCCAAAACAUGAAGAGAUCCGCAGGCUUUUCUCCGCGCGUGCUCCUGGUGACUCCGCUGUUCACGGCAGGAUUAUGCGCGAUGGGAAGUGCACGAGGCGAUGUGAAGGCUGAAUUACAAGAUAUUGCGAAUUGGGUGGGCAUGCCUCAUAUCCCUACCACGUUGUCUAUUCUGGAGGGAGUAUGGGCCACAUCCGAUGGAGACGCGGAUAAUGGAGAUGUCUGGCCGUAUUUUGAAACGACGACCUCUGACUUUAUCACGUAUUGA
This is a messenger RNA of Clonostachys solani, 1053 nucleotides long. The record is from the annotation of a GenBank genome assembly. Lineage: Eukaryota; Fungi; Ascomycota; Sordariomycetes; Hypocreales; Bionectriaceae.